AUGUCAACACAAUAUGAUUCAAUCGGUGCCAAAUAUGACACUCUCAAUGUCAUGCCAAUUCAACAGAUACAACAUGUAGCUAUGAAAAGACUUAUUGGCACUUUCGAUUCUCCCAAACGAGUUCUCGAGCUUGCAUGCGGUACCGGCUUCUAUACACGCCAGAUGGUAUCCUGGGGCGCUUCUCACGUAACGGCAUUAGAUAUCUCUCCGGCUAUGGUAUCCACUGCCCAGAAGUCUCUUCCAGCCGAGAUGAAAGAUAAUGUCACUUUCUGUGUUGGGGAUUGUGCUCGACCAGAUAUUUGGGAUAGUGCCGAACUCAAAGAUCAAAAAGGAACUUUUGAUUUGGUUGUUGCGGCAUGGCUGUUGAAUUAUGCACCUUCGAGGGCAGAGAUGCAACGGAUGUUUGAAAAUAUCUAUGCCGCACUGAAACCUGGAGGAAAAUUCGUCGGACUCACUGUUCACGCGGCAAUCAUCGAUAAGUUUCAGCCGGACGAUCCGCUCAAUGAGAACGAGAAACAUCUCGGUACCGUCUAUGAAGUUCUUGGGAAAGUUGAUGAUGGGUAUAGAACUUGUUGUCAUGCUUUCACUGAGCCGGAGAUUAAGUGGGAAUUCUAUUUCUUGCGAGAGGAUGUGUAUUCCAAAGCAGCACUUGGAGCAGGAAUGGGUGAGCUCGAAUGGAAUGUGGUGUUACCAGGGGAAGAACAAGUGGAAAAACUGGGUAAGGAAUACUGGCAGUCAUAUUUGGAUCGACCAAAAGCUGCUAUCUGCAUCUCGAGGAAGCCAGAUCUUGAAUGA
Sclerotinia sclerotiorum 1980 UF-70 is the source of this 795-nucleotide messenger RNA. RefSeq lists its product as hypothetical. The transcript has 2 exons. The record is from RefSeq and is a predicted model, not a curated record. Lineage: Eukaryota; Fungi; Ascomycota; Leotiomycetes; Helotiales; Sclerotiniaceae. The coding region runs from base 1 to 795 and encodes 264 amino acids.